Molecule: messenger RNA, 1503 nt
Organism: Colius striatus (speckled mousebird)
Lineage: Eukaryota; Metazoa; Chordata; Aves; Coliiformes; Coliidae
Gene: KCTD17
Product: potassium channel tetramerization domain containing 17
Exons: 7
Coding region: 1-726 (241 amino acids)
Biological process (GO): protein homooligomerization; proteasome-mediated ubiquitin-dependent protein catabolic process
Cellular component (GO): Cul3-RING ubiquitin ligase complex; cytoplasm
Molecular function (GO): cullin family protein binding
Source: RefSeq, a predicted model, not a curated record
AUGAGGAUGAGGAUGGAGGGCGGGGAGGAGAUGCAGGGCGCCGUGGGGCUACGCUGCGCCUGGGACAUCCCGCCACCCGCUGGCACCCAGGCCAAGUGGGUGAGGCUCAAUGUGGGGGGCACUGUCUUCCUCACCACCAGGCAGACCCUGUGCCGGGAGCAGAAAUCUUUCCUCUGUCGCUUGUGCCAGGGUGAGGAGCUGCAGUCGGACCGGGAUGAGACUGGUGCCUACCUAAUAGACCGGGACCCCACUUACUUUGGACCUAUCCUGAAUUUUCUCCGUCAUGGGAAGCUGGUCUUGGAUAAAGAUAUGGCUGCAGAGGGGGUCCUAGAAGAAGCUGAAUUCUAUAACAUUGGUCCUUUAAUCAGGAUAAUCAAAGAUCGGCUGGAGGAGAAGGACUACACGGUAACUCAGGUGCCUCCUAAGCACGUCUACCGUGUGCUGCAGUGCCAGGAAGAGGAGCUCACUCAGAUGGUUUCCACUAUGUCAGACGGAUGGCGCUUCGAGCAGCUUGUGAACAUUGGCUCAUCCUAUAGCUACGGGAACGAGGACCAGACAGAGUUCCUGUGCGUGGUCUCCAAAGAGCUGUACAACUCCCCCAAUGGCCUGAGCUCUGAGCCCAGCCACAAAGCCAAGAGCACAGAGGAGGACGCGGAGGAAGAAGAGCAGGAGGUGGAGGAGGAGGCAGAGGCAGAAGCAGAGGAGAGAGGUGCAGCAAAUCCUUGAGGAAAAUGAUAAAAAUAACCCCCCAAGCGUAGACUCGUCCACCUUUCUGCUGCUACAAGCCAGAGGCCUGAGGAUGUGACCCCAACGCUCCCGCUCCAGCCUUUUCCUUUCUUCUGUAUAGCUUUAUUUUUGUACUGCAGCGUAUGGCAGCCCCAUUGCCCCACAGUCACACCUCCUCCUCCACCCCCUUCACUCCUCACACUAAGCCAUUCUUUUUUUACAAACUCCCGUCGGUGGCUUGAGCCUUGGGCCCCGGAGGAGGGCAGAUGCUCCGGAGGAGGGCAGAUGCUCCGUGGAGGCCGUUGCAGGGGCUGGAGCCCACGUCCCCCUGCCAGGCCUUGCAGGGUGACAUUCCUUAGUGUCACAGUGUCCUCUGCUGGGGACAUCGGUAAUCAGACACUGCAGCCUGAGCAGGUCCCUUCCUGAGCGGCCUGGAUACCACCAAGGACCCGAGGUGGUGGCAGCUGCUGAAGGACCAGUCCUCACCCUCUCUCUGUCACAGGCAGCUGGUCUGGGCUUGUGGCCAAAGGGCAAAUGCUGAGCUGCGGCCCUUUUCUUGGCCAGCCACACUGCUCGUGGUCGUGGGGUGUCCUUGUGCUGGUUGUCACGCUUCUCUCAGUGCCUCCCUCCCUGUCCCCAGAGCAGCCCUGUGUCGGCAGGGUGAGGAGGAGCCAGGCAUGCUGCCCGGGUCUCAGCCAGCACCAGCAGAUCCCUGCCUUGCUGCUGUGUCUGAAGACACCAGGUUGUAACCCCCGAAUAAAAUCCAGUCUGUUCCUC